Molecule: messenger RNA, 1731 nt
Organism: Leucoraja erinaceus (little skate)
Lineage: Eukaryota; Metazoa; Chordata; Chondrichthyes; Rajiformes; Rajidae
Gene: rab7a
Product: RAB7a, member RAS oncogene family
Exons: 6
Coding region: 204-827 (207 amino acids)
Biological process (GO): phagosome-lysosome fusion; endosome to lysosome transport
Cellular component (GO): phagocytic vesicle; late endosome; lysosome
Molecular function (GO): GTPase activity; GTP binding
Source: RefSeq, a predicted model, not a curated record
UCAGGGCUGGUGACGCAGGCCCCGGGUGAUAAGCGUCGAGCCGGAGCCGCAGUUUAUCGCCAGUGAGGGAGGUUGAGUAUCUUUGGUUGAGUCGGAGCGCGGCGGCGGUAACGGCGACGGUAGCAGCGAGCGAGAUAGCAAGCGGCGACGGUACCGGUCGGCGAACCCUCAGCCCGCCUUCCCUGUGGUCUCAGCUUUGAAAGAUGACAUCCAGAAAGAAAGUUUUGCUGAAAGUCAUCAUCUUGGGAGAUUCGGGGGUAGGAAAGACCUCACUGAUGAACCAGUAUGUCAACAAAAAGUUCAGUAACCAAUACAAGGCAACAAUAGGGGCAGACUUUCUAACAAAGGAGGUGAUGGUGGACGAUCGAUUGGUGACAAUGCAGAUCUGGGAUACUGCAGGACAAGAACGUUUUCAGUCAUUGGGUGUGGCGUUCUACAGAGGAGCUGACUGCUGUGUGCUGGUCUUUGAUGUAACAGCGCCCAACACGUUUAAAACCCUUGAUAGCUGGAGAGAUGAAUUUCUCAUUCAGGCUAGUCCACGAGAUCCAGAGAACUUUCCAUUUGUGGUCCUUGGCAAUAAGAUAGACCUGGAAAACAGACAGGUCACCACAAAAAGAGCACAGGCAUGGUGUCAGAGCAAAAAUAAUAUCCCGUACUUUGAAACCAGUGCAAAGGAGGCAAUAAAUGUGGAACAGGCUUUUCAAACAAUUGCACGGAACGCACUAAAACAGGAAACAGAAGUGGAACUCUACAAUGAAUUCCCAGAGCCAAUCAAACUAGAUAAGAAUGACCGGGCAAAGACUUCAGCAGAAAGUUGCAGCUGCUGAGUGGAAGGGAUGAUCCACAAUCCAGGCCUUGACACCAGUCCUCAUUCUGUCCUUCCCCCUUCGACCACAAGCCAAGAUUCCUUCAUGCACCUUGGAUAUUGCCUCUGUGCACAAGGAAGAGCUGUACCUAAUUAGCAGACCUAAUGUAUAAUAACUGGUAACAUUGGAAGGAAAACUGAUGUAUACUGAACUUGUUUAUUGUCUGAAGACCCAUGUUUUACAAUUGUACUGUAAAAUGAAUUAAUGAUUUUUAAGUCUGUUCUGUCUGAAGGAGAACUGGAAUGACCAGUGAUCUCUCUUUCUCUCUCUCUCCCUACUCUCUUCCCCCCCCCCCCCCCCCCCCCCCCCCUCAAUCCUCUGAUGUCCAUUUUGAACAUGCUUCUUGGAGAUGACCUGAAACCCAUUCCUUACCUGCUCCCUGACUUGCCUUGUGCGAUGCCUGUCAGCUUACUAAGUGAGCCCACUUUAAAACUUGUUAAUCAUUCUUUGAUCUCAUGGGGAGUGAAAUGUUAAAUGCCUGAAGACUUAUCCAGAUUUUUAUUGGCAGUUAAACCUAAACUAUGAAUAACUUUGGUUCAAUAUUCUGUAACCACAGUUGAUCAAACUGCUUAAUUGCUGCAUUUUGGUUUUCUGUUUGUUCUUAAGUUGAUUUAAACAUGCUUGAUGUACUGUAUGCAGAAGAUCAGUAUUAAUUUAGCGGUCCAUUUGCUUUACCUACAAGCCACCCAAGAAUGGGAAUAGUAGCAUUACUUCUGAACAGCAUGUCUGGUACUGGUGACAACUUGCCAAAGUUACUAGUCUUGCUUCCUAGCUUACAAAUACUUUUUCCUACGGUUCAUAUUCUAGUACAUGGGACAAUUUCUGUAAUCAUGAGGAUAUUGCCAAUAAAUAGAGCAGGAGUGAU